This is a messenger RNA of Pleurotus ostreatus (oyster mushroom), 1146 nucleotides long. RefSeq lists its product as uncharacterized. Lineage: Eukaryota; Fungi; Basidiomycota; Agaricomycetes; Agaricales; Pleurotaceae. The transcript is spliced from 4 exons. The record is from RefSeq and is a predicted model, not a curated record. Bases 1 to 1146 code for a protein of 381 amino acids.
AUGUCAGACGUGUCUGCUCCCUCUAAUACACCUGCUACCCCCCCAAAUGUUGUUCCUCAGCCUCCACCGCAAUCUGGCCGCACGUCCUGGUCCCAUAAAGAUGUUGUCAGCAUGCUGGAAUGCCUCAAAGUCCAUGUAGCGGAGGCGGGCGAAGGUGGAAACUUUACGAAAACUGUGUUUACGCAGGUUGCUGUUGAGGUGAACAAAAUCCGGAGCCAGGGUGCACCGAAGACGGCAGAAACCUGCAAGACCAAAUACCGCAAUCUCAAGGCUGUGUACGACCUUGUUAGCUCUAUACAAGGCAACUCCGGGUGGUCCUGGGACAACAGAAACGGCGCGAAUAUCACUCACGAGAAAACGGGCAUCUGGGAAGCCUACGUGACACGCUAUCCCAAGGCGGCCCCUUUCCGCAACGAGGGCUGGGUCUAUCUCGAAGCAUUUGAUGCGCUUGUGCCAUCUACGGCCAAAGGACAGCAUGCCUACCGCACUUCGAAAGGCACUGCCAACCCUGCGGCGACACUUCUCUCCACUGAAAGCGGCCCUGGAGAGUGUGAGCAAGUGCGUGAGCCCAGUCCAGAGUGGGACAUUUGCAAGGACAGUGCGGCAGAUGCAGAGAAUCACUCGGGACGUUCUACGCCUUCGAUUACGGAACCACUUCAAGAUAGCGAAGCUUCGAAACCGACAAAAUUAACAGUGGAGUCCAUAUCUACUGGGGCGCACCGCACCACGGAUACUGUCACCACACCCAUGCGAAAGCGCUCUGCAACAUCGUCGCUCCCACCCACGCAAUCAGAGAAGAAACCUCGCAAUGUGACUGGUCCAGCCGCGCUCCUCAAUUUAAGUGAAUCUGUUGACCGUUUUGGCAGCAUUUUCCAAUCAGCGUUGGUGGGUUCAAGUGCUCUGGUGCCCACACCUUCUGUCUCUGUAUCUGUGCCUGCAUUACCGGCGUUGGACUCAUCACCUGCUCGCAAGCAGACUGCUAUGCAGCAUUUGCAGCGGACACAGGAUUGGUUGUCGGUACAGGAGAAGUUGAGAAUGGUCAAGCUUUUUCAAAAGGAUAAAGAUGCAGCACUUGCUUACAUGAGUUUAGAAUCAGAGGAGCUUUCGAAAUUAUGGAUUACAGAUAUGUUAUAUGGUUUAGAUUAG